UCUAGACCCCCCCCCCCCUCCCCCUUCAAUGCAGUCAAUUCGCCCCCGGUGGGCUUCACAGCUGAGCAGGGGGAAUGUCUCCAUCAGCGCGGGACUUCCAUCUUACCCUCCGCUAACACAGACCUUGUAUUCGAAAACUAAGUGCUUCCGGGCAACACAGCAAAUCUAUCCAUCAAAAAGAUGGAGCACUAGUGCUGCUUCUCCAGAGAGAGUGUUCAAACAACGGCUUCAGGAAGUCAAGGAAACUUGUCCCGAUCCGUAUCCCCGUCUUAAAAAAAGCAGCUCUUCAAUUAGUUGCCUAGAGCUCCGCUCUCGGUACAGCCAUCUAGCCAAUAAUGAAACAGUAGAAGAGGAUACAGUUACUGUAAAUGGUAUGUGUUGGCCUUCGACGGCUCUUUGUUAUGAUUCUUUGUACUUAGAUCGGUACCUAGGUAGGAUCCGUACCUCUAGACUGGCCGGGAACAAAUUGAUAUUCUUUGAUAUCACCCAAGACGGCUCUAAAGUGCAAAUAAUGUGCAAUCUUCGUCAACUGGAUGGAGUCACUCCAGAAUCUUUUAAGAAAUUUUAUCGUCUACUUCGCCGUGGCGAUUCAUUUUCCGUAACAGGUAAACCACACCGCACAGGACGAGGAGAGCUCACUGUUGUAGCCUCCGAGCUGCCUCAGCUGAAUUCUCCCUGUUUACAUGAUGUUCCUCUUGACGCGAAAGACCAUGAAAACUCUCCCUACGCCCGUCAUGUUCAGUUCCUCGCCGACCAGAACACAGCCGACAUCAUUAAGGCCAGGUCUGCCAUCAUUCAAUAUCUCCGUCAGUUCUUUCUUAAUCGAUCUUUCAUGGAGGUCAAUACCCCGAUUCUCAAUUCAAUCGCUGGAGGAGCGAUUGCCCGUCCGUUCUAUACCUCCGCCACUGAAUUUCCCGACCGUCAGCUCUCCCUCAGGAUAGCGCCUGAACUGUGGUUGAAACGUCUAGUAGUAGGAGGUUUCGACCGGGUGUUUGAGAUUGGCCCUUCAUUCCGAAAUGAAGGUCUCGACAAAACCCACAACCCCGAGUUUACCACCUGUGAAUUUUACCAUGCUUACUCGAAUUUGGAGGAUCUCAUUUCCACCACAGAGGAACUCCUGUCAGGAAUGGCGGACCAUAUUCGGGAGUUCACCAAGAAUGCCUCCUUAACACCGACAGAAGUUGACUUUACAGCGCCUUUCCGCCAAAUUGAUUUCAUUUCCGGCAUUGAAGAAACGAUCGGUCACAAACUCCCGGAUCUCACCUCUCCAGACGCCCGGGAGCAGAUUAUCCAGCUCUUCAAUACGCUCUCUCUCGAAAUCCCCACAAACCCUACCCUUCCUCGGUUACUAGAUGAGCUUUGCAGCACCUACCUUGAACCACAAUGCAUAAACCCAACCUUUAUCAUCAACCCGCCCGAAUGCCUUUCCCCGCUCUCAAAAUCCUUUGUCCACCCCGUCACAAACCAGCUUGUUGCCGCCCGCGGGGAGCUUUUCAUCGAAGGUAGGGAAAUGGUGAACACGUACGAAGAGGAGAACUCCCCGUUCGAGCAGAGACGCAAAUUCGAAGACCAGCUCCGGCACGGUAGGGACGUCAAUGAGCCGGGAGAAAUCGACGAGGAGUAUCUCGCUGCGCUGGAAUGGGGCCUCCCGCCUACUGGAGGCUGGGGAUGCGGUAUCGACAGGCUUUGCAUGCUCUUCACGGGUUCAAAUAAAAUCGCAGAUGUCCUACCGUUUGGGAAUCUGCGUAGUGUGACACGACGCCACUAAUUGCGGCAGUGUCAGUGUGGCAUUAGAGAGCAACUGUAUACUAUCAACGACAACUGUUUAUUGUACUCCAAGAUACCAAUUGAAUGUAUUUUUAGUUAAACUGUGGUCGAUGCGCGGAUCGAGCUUUUAUCUGGCUGACUAUUUGUUAUCGUUUGGAUAUCAGCCUCCAAUACGAACCAAAAUGUUAUAUCAGCGAAGGAUGCCAGAUUAGAUAGUCUCAGUGAG
Molecule: messenger RNA, 1993 nt
Organism: Aspergillus ochraceoroseus IBT 24754
Lineage: Eukaryota; Fungi; Ascomycota; Eurotiomycetes; Eurotiales; Aspergillaceae
Product: putative lysyl-tRNA synthetase
Exons: 4
Coding region: 29-1768 (579 amino acids)
Biological process (GO): mitochondrial lysyl-tRNA aminoacylation
Cellular component (GO): mitochondrion; cytoplasm
Molecular function (GO): tRNA binding; ATP binding; lysine-tRNA ligase activity
Source: RefSeq, a predicted model, not a curated record